UUCGAAUGUUUACAAAACGCGCAACGAUCUCCAAUUUCUGAUAUUUUAUUAUUUAUUUUUUUUUAGAUAGAAUAUUGUUCACGCCACAAUGAACAAUGGCGAGCCAUUUAUCGUGUACAGUUACGCCGUAUCAGGUGAUCAAAUUUAUCAGCUAAAACCGGCCGAUGACCUACCAAAUGCGCAGGAAAUCUCCUUAGCUUCGACGGGGGCACCGGCAAACAUUAUCCAGCUUGUUCCAGCAAGCACAAUUGUUCAAACAAGCAAUGCCACACAAGCAAUCCAAAUCGUAGAGAAUAUCCAACUUCAUCCACCAACGAUAAGCAUAGAUUCAACGCUCUCUUCGGAACCAACUGUAGAGUGCAAUGCAACUAACUCAAACGAGAUCCAAGUGGAAUUCGAUUCCAGUGGUGUCCAAGACACAGUUCAAUCUUUCUCCACUGACGAAUCUCAAAAAGUAAUCGUAGUUCACGUUGAACCGUUGAAGGAUGAACCAGCUCCGGUGCAGCGAAAGCCCACCAAGCCACCGACAAAGAAGGCUUUGGACAAACUAAAAUCGAUGCAGAAGAUGAAGCCAUCUCCAGUGCCAGAAGUUCCCGCCAAAGUUAAGCUUAAAACGGAGCCAACUAGAUCGAAGAAGAAGCCUUUCAUCUAUGAGUGUGAUGUUUGCGAUAGUCGCUUCCUGGCGGCGACGUCGCUAAAGCUACACAAGACCGGCCAUCGGUAUGGGCCGCCUGAGGAGAAGAAGACGUGGAUUUGUCGUUUCUGUGGGCGACAUUUCUCGCACCAGCAAACGCUUGGAGAUCACGAAAAAAUCCACAUCGAUGAGGUGCGGUACGAUUGCGAAGUGUGCGGCGCCAAGUACCAUUCCAAGAGUGGACUGAGGAAUCAUUUGGCGAAGAAUGCGAUGUGUGAGGAGACAUUUCGGGACCGGAAGCUGUUGAGGAAGAAGGAAGAGGAGGAUGAGAAGUCACAUGAAUGCGAUGUUUGUGGCAAGAAGUAUCGACACCGGAAGUCGAUGCUGGAGCACAGGAGCCUGCACUACAAGAGUAAGCAGAACAGGUGCGAUCGAUGUGGAGCAAUGUUCGAAACCGCCGGAGGCUGGAGAAAGCAUGUGGCGAGUGGGCGAUGUGAGUUUUCCAAAUGCAAGUUCAAAAAAGACGUGGUUGAGGAGGGAGAUGUGUUUAUACCCGAGGAAAGAAAGAAGUUUUUGGAACAGGUCGAAAAGGUGAAACAGAAACAACAGCUAGGUGGAAAGGGCAAGCGAAGUAUCAGUUCGAGCUCAAGCGAGAAUGAAGAAGGUGACCAGAAUGAUUUGGAUGAACAGCAAAUGGAGACACCACCGAUUGUUGAGGAUGAUGAGGGCAUUGCAAAUUCCCCUGAAGUCCAUGCGACGUAUCAAGAAAUACCAAUUUUGGGAUCGCCAGAUAUUAAGGAAGAACAGCUUAGUGAUAAUGAUGAAGCAUUUUCCGCUUCUAAUGAUCUAGGUACAGUAAGUACCUCUAUUGAAGCUACAAACCCUUCAGAAGAGGAUCAGCUUGAAGAGACUGAACACGAACCUAAAGAACCUAGUCAACGAAAGCAACGGAAGCCAAAGGUCCACCAAUGUCCAACCUGCAACAAAGUCUUCGCUCGCAGUUUCGUCCUUAAAAAUCACCUCCGUACGCACACCGGUGAGCGUCCCUAUCUCUGCGAUACCUGUUCCAAAUCCUUCGGCGAUUCGGCUUCCCUGAAAGCCCAUCUUGUUAUCCAUACCGGCGAGAAGCCCAUCCUCUGUCCGGAGUGUCCGGCCCGGUUCGCCCGAAAAAGUGGCCUCCGCAACCACAUCACCGUUCACUUUAAUCUCCCUUGCGACCAGUGUGACCAGAAGUUCCCUUCCCGUAAAACCCUUCUCCGCCACAAAGUCAAACACCAAGGCAUCCGGCCGUUCCUGUGCGAAAUCUGCUCCAAAGACUUCCGCACCAAAGCGGACAUGCAAGCCCACCUGCGGAUCCACAACAACGAGAAACGCUACACCUGCCAAAUCUGCUCGGCUCGUUUCAACUGUCCAUCCACUCUGCGACGCCAUCGGAACGUCCACGCCCCGCCAGAAACCCGCCCAGUAUGCUCAACCUGCGGCAAUUCCUUCUCCUCUCAACAGGCCCUCCGAAAGCAUGAGGACAUCCACAAGAACAUCAAACCCUACCGGUGCGAGGCUUGCUCCAAGAGCUUCCGGGUGAAGGACCACCUCAAAAUCCACCAACGAUCGCACUCCGGCGAGAAACCCUACCAAUGCGAGCUCUGUCAGAAGCGGUUCAUUACCAAUGGGGACCUGAAGGUGCACAUGCGGAGACACACCGGUGAGAAGCCGUUCAGCUGUGACGAGUGCGGAGAGGCGUUCGUGGUGACGGCCAGGUUGUACCGGCACAUGCAGCAGACCGGGCAUCAGAGUACAAGUAAGCCACAGGCGAUCAUCGUGUCGGAUAUCACGAGGGCCACGUGACGUCGCC
Messenger RNA from Aedes albopictus (Asian tiger mosquito), 2486 nucleotides. RefSeq names its product zinc finger protein 665. The transcript has 3 exons. The coding region runs from base 89 to 2479 and encodes 796 amino acids. The record is from RefSeq and is a predicted model, not a curated record. Gene Ontology annotation, biological process: regulation of DNA-templated transcription. Gene Ontology annotation, molecular function: DNA-binding transcription factor activity, RNA polymerase II-specific; RNA polymerase II cis-regulatory region sequence-specific DNA binding. Lineage: Eukaryota; Metazoa; Arthropoda; Insecta; Diptera; Culicidae.